AUGGCCAGUUGUGCCAACAGGAUCUCUGCCCUAACCGAGGGUGAGGCAUUAAGUCUGACGCUGGCUGCUUCUUCGGGCUGCGACUGCUUAGAGGAAUUUGCUGGUGGUGAUUCCUACUUGAUCCUGCAGAUUGUUCAUCGAUUGGGAUGGAUUUGGUUGUUCAGAACUAUAAAGGAAAAGAAGGAAAGCCUGCCUGCAGUGGAGCUAAUUGGGUUGGGACGAUUGGCGAAAGAGAAGGCACGAAGGCUGUCAAUGGGUCAGCGAAAAAGGGUUCAGCUUGCUAGGUUGCUGGCACUGAAUAGGCCAAUUUGGUUGCUGGAUGAGCCAUCAGUGGCAUUGGAUGAUGAAGGGGUGAAGAGUUGCGGGAGUAUAAUUGCAGAGCAUAGAAAGAAAGUGGGGGUUGUGAUCGUGGCAACUCAUUUGCCAAUCUAG
This is a messenger RNA of Vitis riparia (riverbank grape), 432 nucleotides long. RefSeq names its product ABC transporter I family member 1-like. NCBI's taxonomy places the organism in Eukaryota, Viridiplantae, Streptophyta, Magnoliopsida, Vitales, Vitaceae. Gene Ontology annotation, molecular function: ATP binding; ATP hydrolysis activity; transmembrane transporter activity. Gene Ontology annotation, biological process: cytochrome complex assembly. Bases 1 to 432 code for a protein of 143 amino acids. The record is from RefSeq and is a predicted model, not a curated record. The transcript is spliced from 3 exons.